This is a messenger RNA of Hydractinia symbiolongicarpus, 3585 nucleotides long. RefSeq lists its product as uncharacterized. Bases 27 to 1343 code for a protein of 438 amino acids. The record is from RefSeq and is a predicted model, not a curated record. Lineage: Eukaryota; Metazoa; Cnidaria; Hydrozoa; Anthoathecata; Hydractiniidae. The transcript is spliced from 5 exons.
AUCUGUCAGACAAAGUGGAUGAUAAAAUGGAUAGUUAUAGUUUGUCAAGAUAUACUUCAUUUUUCUUUGCGUUACUAUUAAGCACAGGAUAUGCGCAAAUAGAUAAACAACUAGGAAUAAAAAGAACCUCGAAUGGAAAGGCGGCUUUAUUUCGAAAAAUUGUCGCAAACAGAAAACUGAACAUAACACCGAUUACAGGUUACAGUAAUUGCAGUUUCAAAGAUUGUGGAAAAUAUUGCGUUUACAACAUACAAUGCGAGUCCUUUAACUUUAAGAAAGCGACAAAGACAUGUGAAUUGUUGUCUGUGGAUAGAAACAGCAAACUGGAUAAUACUACCUUCAUAAAUGCAACUGGAUGGGUAUAUUAUGAUACCGGAUUCAACAUUCGACACCCGAAUUGGAGAAACAAAUACUUGUACAACAUUUCUUGUCCAGUCAACAAAUGCGAUAAAUGUACAUGUCUUCAACCACCCGAAGAAAAAACACAUCAAUGUGAUUGUUACUCAAAAGAGGGGGUAAUCAAGUUAGCAGCAGGCAACUGGUGUUGGUACGCACCUGGUUCAUGUUCUGUUGAUGAUGGCGAAAAGAUCGUUAUUAAACAAUGUGAUCAAAAAGAUGUUGGUCAACAGUUUGUGUAUGAUGGACAAAGUGGCAAUAUCUUUCAUAAAUGCUCACAAAAAAGAGUUUGUCCUAUCAAUAAUAUUGUGGUACUUAAGGAGAGUUGCUCAAAGUCUUGGUACAUUACAGAUAAGUAUGCCUUAAGCUCACCAUAUCGUUGUCCUUAUCCAGUGGGUGGUUUGCUUGAGACUGACAAUGGACUGGACCUCGUUGUUGAUAUUUGCUUGGCAGAAAAAGGGAUUCAUAGAUUUCAAACAGGAAUUGACGGAAGAAUUCAAGUUAAAAUGUUCACGGGUGUAUCAUCUCUUGAUUCAUUAACAUCCAACUAUAAUUUUCCGAACAAUCCUUCCUACGGAAUUGCAUGGUUUAAUCAAUUUCGCGCAGUAUCAUAUUAUCACGAGGCUAAUUACUUCGGGCGCCAAUUUCAAACCAUAUUUGUACCUCCAACAACAGGAACUUAUAUAUUUUACAUGGAAGUUAACGACCAAGGAAAGUUAUACAUAACGCACCCUAACUCUUCACCAGAACUGCUGAUAACAAUCACUGGCUAUACUACAUCAGUGCGCAAAACAUCUCCUCAAUUUUUAAAUGCUUUUGAGAGGUAUGACAUUGAAGUUUUAUUUUAUGAUGAAAUAUCGACAGAUAAACUUAUAGUUGGAGUUGAAUUUCCUAACGGUGAUGUUGAAUAUCCAUUAACGGAGAAAUACUUGUUACCUCCAAAUUAACAGUUGACUCUUUGGACAAUUUUUUUGAUUAAUCAAGACAAAGGAGAUGUUAUAUCUUUAAAAACUAUGUGACACACGUGUUGAAAUUAUUGAAUAAGAUUGUGCAAAGGAUGGAAAGAAUCCACGACGUACUUUACAUCAAAUAUACAUAUAAAAAAAUAAUGCAAAAAAAAAACAAUGCAAAAAAAUUAGCACAAACGUUAACGGCGGAGUUAAACUUGUGCAAUACUAAUAAAAAUAUUUAAGUUUUCAAAAAUUAUUUUCUGUAUCAUAGUUAAAAUUAUUCUUACGAUGUUAAUAAAAUAGCAGGGUAAAAAAAUUUUCCCUUCAUUCGAUAUUUACAUUUUUUUUUUUUUUUGAGUUUAAUUUAAAACACGCAAAAUGAGAUAUUUUGCUUCAAUAUUUUUGCACUAUUGCGUAAGUGUAACUCGGCCUUAAAUCUGACUUAUUUAUUAGUUACACAUUUUUUAUUAUUUAUUUCUUAUUUUAAUUUCUUUUUAAGGGACAGCAAAUUUAACAUACAAACUUUGUCAAAAUAUGUUGAGAAUCACUUGAAUCUAAACUCAUGUGUUAACUGCUGCUAACUUCAGCAUGCGUAUAUUUUAUUUAAUUAUGGGGUCAUUAGCGACGCUGACGUACAUUUGCCAGUGAUGCAGACAUGUUAGAAAAUUUUACCAGCAGGUUUUUAAGUCUGUCAAUGUACGUGUGUUCAAAUUUAAUAUGUUGCGGCUGCUGAGUAUUACGAGGUUGACGCUAAUAUCCAUGAAACUGGUGUUGUCUUUGUACCUAAAAUUAUUUUUAAGGAUGUACCUAAGAUUUGGUGUAAUAUUAUAACUAAGAUUUUAUUUAACAUUGUACCUCAUGUCUACCAAAUUAUUUGAUAAUUGGUACAUUUUACUUUGGAAUAGGUAUACAUUGUUAUUUUCAAUAAGGGCAUAACUACCUUUUAACAGAUAUCCUUACCACAGGUUAAUCUCUGACUUUAUAGAAUGUUCCAUUUUCUCCGCCAAAUAAUUACUUUGCGCACUAAACAACGGAAAGAGUUUGUGUGUAAGCAGGUAUUAUAAAUAAUAUACAAUAAUUCUUCUUGUAUUUUUUGUGUUUUCGUUACCCACUGUCUCAUUAAGUCGCUUAAAAAACUUUGAUAAAAACUAACUGCGGCACGCGCAACUAACUUUUAUCAUACCUUGCAUAUUGCUACACUAUGCUUGCUCUACAACGUUUCAUCAGCAUUCACAAGUUAGGUAUUUCUUCACCUACUUAUCGGGAAUACAAUAAAUAAAAACCUCAAUUUGCACUAAUUCAUGUGCCGCUUGACAGAUGGAAAGAAGGACAUAUGUUCUCACACAUGUAUAUGUGUUUUUCUUAAAUCGAUGAAGUAUAGAGGCUGUAAAUCAUUUUUAGUGUUCCAGUCACUAAAGAAAGAUAUUCUCUUUAAUAAUAGCCGUCGUCUGUCUGUCAGCGAAAGACGCUUCCUGUUACAAAAACUCGAAAUGCUAUAUAUAAUGGACGGGCGACCCCGUGGAUUCUUCCACGGGUAGACGACAACAACACAGACAAAAAAGAUGUUAACAACAAGACAUGCGUGUUUAUAAUUGAAGUGUAACCAAGAAAACUCGAUGGUACUGGACAUAAGUAUAGUAGCGUGUAGACUGUUAUCCGACGUAACUUCGUUUGAAUCAUCGAAUCAUCGGAUGUAUAUAUGCGUCAUCCAAUUUUCCGAAUUAGUUUUGUUUUUACAACAAGUGUGAUCAGAAUGAGAAAGGUUCUGUGCGUCUAAUAAUGACUGCUAGUAAAACGGACACCUUUUUCUGCUGACUACCAAAUUGUGUAUUGACACUUCUCACCUAAAAACAUCACUUAUUGGUUAAAAUAUAUAAAAAAUAACACAACCUCGCAGCACUUCCUGUUCUUUUUCUGAAAUGUAUAAAAAACUGCAAAGGCCAUCAUAAUAAUUUAUCACAUAGAGAACCUUUGGUUUUAACUUUACUUGGACUUCAACGCAUUGUACCUCGAUAAAGUAAGUUUAUACACAAGCACAUGCCCCUCCUCUUAACGCCUCUUUAAACAGUGCUAAUCUAAUGACCUCUGCAAGUGGUCAUAACAUGGUUGGUAGUUCUCACCAUAAUAAAAAAAUUGCAACAUUAUCGAACCAAGUCAAGCCAGGGUAAACACUGGUAUAGGAAUGGGAAGUUCUGGUCCGGUGGAUGUGCCAAAAAGUUCUUUUGGCAGUCAAAACAGU